Molecule: messenger RNA, 435 nt
Organism: Zingiber officinale
Lineage: Eukaryota; Viridiplantae; Streptophyta; Magnoliopsida; Zingiberales; Zingiberaceae
Product: mannose-specific lectin-like
Exons: 1
Coding region: 1-435 (144 amino acids)
Source: RefSeq, a predicted model, not a curated record
AUGGCUGUCCUUGUCAUGCUCUCUGCUGCUCUCCUCCUUGGCCUCUUCCUGCCUUCCUCCAUGGCCAACAACGUUCUCCUUGGUAACGAGAAACUGUUUGCCGACGAAUUCCUCACCGAAGAGGGGUAUAAAUUCAUCAUGCGGAAGUCCGACUGCAACCUGGCGCUGAUCGAUCCCAACGACCAGCAACUGUGGGCCACCAACACCAACGACGAUGGCCAAAACUGCUUCGCCCGCAUGCAGACCGACGGAAACCUCGUCAUCUUCAACGAUGAAAGAAACGGUGUUUGGGAGAGCCGCACCCACGGCCCGGAGGGCAAGUACAUCCUCGUCCUGCAGCGCGACGGCCACGUCGUCAUCUACAGCAGCCCUGUAUGGACCAUCCCCAACGAUGAACCCACGAACAGGAAGAUCGCCAUGGCGACUAAGAAUUAG